Messenger RNA from Scylla paramamosain (green mud crab), 678 nucleotides. RefSeq lists its product as uncharacterized. The coding region runs from base 1 to 678 and encodes 225 amino acids. NCBI's taxonomy places the organism in Eukaryota, Metazoa, Arthropoda, Malacostraca, Decapoda, Portunidae. The record is from RefSeq and is a predicted model, not a curated record. The transcript is spliced from 4 exons.
AUGCCAUUGUGUCACUUGUGUGAAAAGACUUUCAGUAAUGAUGCCAUGAAGCCUGCAAAGAUGAAGCACCACCUUGAAACGGUUCACUGUGAUAAGAAAAACAAAGACCUUGACUAUUUCAAGACACUGAAAGAAAAACUCAAAAGUCGAUCAAAUAUCAAGACUCUUUUCAAAGCACCCGUCAGUGGUGAUACUGAAGGAGGUUUAAGAGCUUCAUAUAACAUCUCCCUCAUGAAAGCAAAGAAAGGAAAGGCACACACUAUUGCCACUCCUCUCCCAGUCAUUCCCAGCCACUCCUCUCCCAGGAUUCCUAGCCUCUUUUCUCCAAGCAAUUCACAGCCACUCCUCUCCUCUCCUCUCCUAGCCAUUCCUAGCCUCUCUUCUCCCAGCAAUUCCAAGCCACUUCUCUCCCAGGCAUUCCCAGCCACUCCUCUCCCAGUCUCUCCCAGCUACUUCUCCCUCAGCCAUUCCCAGCAACUCCUUCCCUACCAUUCCCAGCAACUCCUCUCCCAGCCAUUCCUAACCAAUGCCCUCACAGUCUCUCCCAUCCCCAUCUCCCCCAGCCAUUUCCACCCACUGCCCUCCCUGCCUCUCAAAGCCACUCCUACCCCGGACACACAAAGCCUCUUCUCCCCCACCCAUUACCAGGCUCUCCCAGCCAUUCCCAGCCUCUCCUAG